Chiloscyllium plagiosum (whitespotted bambooshark) is the source of this 4777-nucleotide messenger RNA. It is a transcript of the gene adat3, whose product is annotated as adenosine deaminase tRNA specific 3. Lineage: Eukaryota; Metazoa; Chordata; Chondrichthyes; Orectolobiformes; Hemiscylliidae. The record is from RefSeq and is a predicted model, not a curated record. Gene Ontology annotation, cellular component: cytoplasm; nucleus. Gene Ontology annotation, molecular function: tRNA-specific adenosine-34 deaminase activity.
AGUGGAGGGCUCGAUCGUAACACUGUGUACACCCCAGUCCAACACCGGCAUCUCCGAAUCAAAAUAACCCAUAAGUCUUGAUAAAGUUAUUUCUCUUUGCAAACAACAUAACUCGACUUUUACACCAAAUUUAUUGAUUUUUAAAGUUUGAGAAAGUGGUAUUGGCAUGUCUGAAGUUCUGGGAUGACAUUUCCUCGUACAAUGAUCGAUGUCUUUAAUAAAUCCGAGUUUUAAGUUGAGUGAAUAUUGCACAGUGCUAGUUUUUGAAAGCAGGCGGUACCUUCGGAAAGGGACAAGAGUUGUCGGCGGAAAUCUGUUAGUGUUGGUGCAUUGAGAGCGGCGGAAGAAGUUUGUCGGAGCUGUUUUAGUGAGGGAUUCUCCAGGUCAAGUGGCUGAAAAUUGGAAAGGUGCUGCAGUACAGGCAUAAUGGAGCCACAGUGCAAAAAGCAAAAAACAAGAGUACUUAGCACAUUUACUUGGGAGGUGACGCCUGUCCUUUCAGAUGAAAAGUUAUGUGAAGUUGAACUUCUGGAAGCAUUUGCAGCCCCUAUUAUCAAUAAAAAACAAACAUCUUGUCUUAUCAAACAAUUGACUUGUCUCUAUCCACUGAACAAUCUUCCACAUAUCAAGAGAGUACGAAACUGCAGGGACAAGAGUGAUCAUCCUUUGGAAAUCAUCAUUUGCCUACUCCGGGAUAUACCAAAUAGAGAAGUAUCUCUCAAUGACCUUUUUCCUGAAGCAAAGGCUGAUGGACUUGGAGAACCUUUUCGGGUCAGAAUACCAGCGUACCAACCAUUGACUAGAUCUCAAUUUGAAGUAGCUAGCCAGCACUGGCCAACAACCUUUCGUGAAAACAAACAAGUGACUGAUGCCCUCCAAGGUCACCUUUUUAACACUGAAGAGAAAACAAAAAUGCAGACAUUUAUGGAAAAAGCUAUUGAAGCAGCUACAGUUGGAAAGAAAAUGGGAAUGGAGCCAGUCGGUGCUGUGAUUGUUAACCCAGCCACUGAUGAGGUGGUUGCAGUAGGUCAUGAUUGCAGAAAUGGACCAAAUCCACUGCUUCAUGCAGUUAUGGUGUGUAUUGAUCUAGUCGCCUACAGUCAAGGUGGUGGUGCUUUUAAUCAUAACAAAUAUCAUAACUGUUGUUUUAAGGCAGUGGAAUCCUUUCCUGGUGAACAUGCAAUCAACAUUGGUAAACCUUUGCUUCCUUCAAACGAUGAUAGUCUCAGAGAAAAUAUUGUAAAUGGGUUGCCCUACAUAUGCACUGGUUAUGACCUGUAUGUUUCAAGGGAACCAUGUGUAAUGUGUGCAAUGGCACUGGUCCAUUCCAGAAUACGCAGAGUGUUUUAUGCAACAUCGUUUCCUGAUGGAGCAUUGGGCACUAAAUACAAAAUACACACAAAAAAGGAUCUUAAUCACCAUUAUGAUGUUUUUAAAGGAUUGAUGGAAGAUGAAUGUCAGUUUCUUUUGUCUUAGUUUUACACAGCCAUUCAUUUUGCUUAUGUACUGAAAAAAACAAUUUUGUUCCAUAUGAGUUUUUAAAAUGCAUUCCAUUUUACAUAAUAUUAAUUCGAAUGGAGUACCAAUUCUUAAGAAUUCCAUGAAAAUAUUUGUUUUGAAUAACAAUUUUUUGAUUUUAAUUUUUAAACAAUUCAAUUUUAUAUUAAUGUACAAAAAAUCAUGGCAUAAGGGUCAGCAACAAAAGUAGAAUAAAACCGAAGUUUUCUGAGAAACAGAAUUGAAUGCAAUAGUCUGGGCAGAGAAUAAUAAAAUCAAUUGUAAAGUUGUAUAUGUUGAGCAGGAAAAGCCUCAGCUAAUGAAUCAAAUAUUUUAUUUGAAAGAAGAGAAUGUUUAAAUCAACAGUUUAGGUAUCACGAGUACUUUGGCAAUUGCAUUGAACAAGUGAAAACUGUCAAAGAGCAGGGCUGAAAAUAUUUUAAAAGUUAUGAGGGAUGUGACUAGUAGGCAUAGAGGGAAAGUGAUUCAGGGGAUGCGAUUAUGGUAGCUCAAGGAGUCAUCAUCAAUAGUGAAAUGAGGAGCAGGAACUGUGCUAUAAUGGCAGCGUUGAUAAACUUCUUACCUCCAGUGUUCCUUUGCCAAGGUGGGAACAAGGAUCUUCAAAUCAUGUGGGGUGCUACUAAUUCUGGAAAGCUUGGACGUGUGGGCCUCAGUCUAGAUGAGAAUAUUGCUGCACAGAAAUGGAGAAAGUCAACAGGGAGUGCUGGAGAAACUGUCAUGCAUAACUGAGGUAUAAAUUACAGUUUCUACAAAAUGAAGGAAGAAGUUCAGAGAUGAGAAAUAUGUAGGGCUUGAUCAAGCAGCCUCAUUAACAAUCAAAGAAGCAGAGAUUUGGCCUAGUAGUGUGCUUUUUUUGACACAAUGUGUAUAAUUUGCUUACGAAACUUGCAGUUUAAAAUAUCCAAGUAUACUGUCAAAGAUGAAAAAGCAGUCCAUGACUAGCAGUGGGAGAAAGGGAGGACUGCAGAAGAAGGGUGUAUGCCCGAAACGUCGAUUCUCCUGCUCCUUGGAUACUGCCUGACCUGCUGCACUUUUCCAGCAACACAUUUUUCAUGACAAGAAGUGGUUGAGCCUCAAACUUCGCAGGUACUCAUGCUAUCCUCUGCCUUAUUUCUUCCCACUGAGGCCUGGUCUCUCCACAAAAAUAGAUCCCUUGUUUAUCCUACCCUCUGGAAUACAUACCAUACUAAUCUUUAACCUAUGAUUUCAACAUUAAAGAACAAUUUCUUGAUUCUCACACUCCUUUUAGUGCAAAGUUAUAGUUGUUGGAUGUUUGAGAUCAAAAGGACAAGUGUUGGAUUGUUUACAAAGGAAAAGAUAAAGAAAAGUGUGGCCUUUCAUCACUUGCAAUGUGCAAAUCAAAGGAAGUGAACGCAAGACAUUAGGUAUGUGAACACCCUCAUCUCUCAGCUGUGACCACAAUACUAGUGAAGCCUAUUUCAGUAGUACUGCAGAAAAAUUAAUAAAAUCAUUCUCAUUCUGGCUGCAUUUUUACUCGCCAUGUUAUUUGAACAGUGAAUGAGGCCUGUGGCGCAGUUGAUAAAAUGGACAGAACUCUGAUAGUGAAGAUUGUUUGGUAUGCUUGCCUUUAUUAGUGCAGUGAAAGUGAGGACUGCAGAUGCUGGAGAUCAGAGUCUAGAUUAGGGUGGUACUGGAAAAGCAUAGCAGGUCAGGCAGCAUCCAAGGAAUGAAGGACUUUUGCCCGAAAUGUCUAUUUUCCUGCUCCUUGGAUGCUGCCUGACCUGUGCUUUUCCAGCACCAUUCGAAUCUAAACCCUGCCUUUAUUACUGCAUUGAGUAUAGAGUUGGGAGGUUUUGUUACAGCUGUACAGGACAUUGGUUAGGCCACUUUUGGAAUACAACAUGCAAUUCUGAUCUCCCUGCUGUAGGAAAGAUGUUAUGAAACUUGAAAGGAUUCACAAGGACGUUGCUAGGGCUGGAGGGUUUGAGCUAUAGGAAGAGGCUGAAUAGACAAUAUUUUCCCUUAAAUGUCAAAAAACUUUAGUUAUGAAGAGAUUGGAUAGACUGGGGUUGUUUUCCAUUGGAGCAGAGGAGGGUUGGGGAGAAGAUGGAGUACAUGAUGGAGAUGUAUAAAAUUGAGGGGCAUAGGCAGGGUAGAUAAGAAGGAAACUUUCCCCUUGGUAGAGGAAACAAUGACCGGGUACUUAGAUUUAAGGUAAGGGGCAGGAAAUUUACAGAGGAUGUGAAGACAGAUUUUCAUACAGAGGAUGGUGGGAAUCUGAAACUCAGUGAAGGUGGUUGAGACUAAAACCCUUAAUAUUUUAGUGAUAUUUAGAUAUACUUGCUAUGCCAAGGCAUACAAGACUAUAAGGACAGAGUUCUGGAAAAUGGGAUUAGAAUAGUUAGGUUGUUUUUGCCUAAAAGCCCUUUUUUAUGCUGUAAACCUCUGUUUAAAGCCUUUGAUUCAAAUUGACAGUUUGAAUUAUUCUAUUUCAACUUUUUUUUUGUUAAAGCAAAAUCUGGUAUGCUUUUGGAUAAGCAACAGAUCACUUUGUUAAAACCAAAACAAAGAGUUAUGAUCUAUCAAGCAGAGUUCCCAUCUAGGAUCGGACUUAUCCGUUAAUAAUCGGUUAGGAUCAUAAAUGUAAACUUGAACACCUCAUUUUCAAGGAGACAAUUUAAGAUUUGAAACACCUGAAAGUCUCAUGGUAUUUUUAGUUUUUAUAACAAUCGAAAUUACUGUCUUUAGAGCAGUUACCAUUACAAAGGAAAAUGUGAUCUAUUAAUACAAAGUAGACAAUGUUAAAAAACCAUUUGCUGUCCAAAAUAAACAAAGUUGAUAAUGCCAUAUGGGGUGCUUUGUUGGGGGUGACCAAAUGCUUGAUUCUGGACGUUUCACUGAAAUGGUCAUCAAAUCUUCACAACUUCUUGGAACUAUAUUAUAGCUAUUUUAGGGAUAAAUUGUGUAUGCAACUGUGCAUUUUUGAAAGUUUGUUCUACAUUUAUUCCCUAAAGAAACAGAUUGUCCUGAUCUGGUUUAUACAUGACUCAGCUAAUUCUUAUCUAAAUAAUCCAGCAUGCCACUCCAAAAUCUAAGAAAUUGGUUGGCACAGACUUGGCAGGCUAAAAAGGCCAGUUCCUGCUAUACUGUUUUAUGUUUAUUCUUGAUUCAAUCUCCAAUUUACAUUAUUAGCAGACAUGGUAUCGAUAGUCAUUUGUGAACUGAACCAAAACUCAAGUUGUUUAACUUUUGCAAGAAUAUAUUUCUAAAAUGAAGGCAAAAUGACAAUUCAGCACAA